AUGGCGGGGGCUUCACAUAACACCUAUUCGAGGUCUCCGAUACCUUCUACGGGCUCCUAUGAUUCCUCUUCCGUCUCGUCCGCUGCUUCCCCUCGAAUGCAGAGUGGAUAUGAAGGAGGACUUAUGGGAGCCUCCCCCAGAACAAUGAGCGGACAAUCUCUUCCGCAUAUAAACCACCCAAUGGGUCACAGCUCAUUCCAAAAUCCAUAUAGCUCGACCGCAGCCUCUCCAGGGCCUUCUGGAAUGGACUCGAUGGCUGCCUCGACUGUCUCUUCAGGUGGAACUUCCGGUGCAGCAGGUUCGCAGAUAUCUAGCGCAAGUAUGCAAGCGCAAAAAAGGGCCUACAGGCAACGGAGGAAAGAUCCUAGCUGUGACGCUUGUCGAGAGCGGAAAGUCAAAUGCGAUGCAACAGAGACGACAAGCUGUUCAGAAUGUUCCAGCAGGAAUGUCAAGUGCCAGUUCACUAAAGAGACCAAUCGCAGAAUGUCUUCCAUCAAGCAAGUACAGGACCUAGAGAAACAGAUCAGUCAAGUCAAGAGAGAGAAUUCGCAAUUGCGCUCAAUUUUGAAUUUGCGAGAGUCCGAAAGGGGGAUUGACGGCGAAGGACUUCAAGGCAUAGCCCUAACACUGCCAGAAAUUGGAUCAAACCCCAAAAGAAAACAUCGACCUCCACCCCCUCACGAUCUUUCUCACGUCCGCCAAAACAUCAGGAAUUUUGGUCGCGGGAUAUUUAAGCCUCCAGCUCCCUACCGACAAAUUGGGAUCCAAGACCACUUCAACCCCCCUCGCCCGGAUUUACCACCAAAAUAUGUAGCCGAUCACCUACUCCACUCCUACUACUCGUCUAUGCACAUGAUAACCCCCAUUCUUCAUUGGCCGACUUUUGAACAGGAGUACGAAGCAGUAUACAAGACAGGAAGUCUGCAUGGUCUCCCGCCCGUCUGGAGCUCGCUUCUUUUUGCAGUCUUGGCUGUUGGUGUUUUGUUUAGCUCAGAGCCUAGUAUACACCGUCCGCACAAAGGGAAGGAGUUUAUCGAAAUAUCGCGCUCUCUGAUAGAUAUGUGGAACGACGAGUUUGUCAUCGAUCAUGCUCGAGCCGCGAUCCUCACAAGUAUUUUCCUUGCCGAAAUGAACUUGAAGUCCGCGGCUUGGACAUGGCUUGCUUCAGCUGUGCGAAUAUCACAGGAUAUUGGACUUCACUCGGAAACUGGACCAUGGCCUAUGAUCGAGGGGGAGAUGCGAAGAAGAGUGUGGUGGGGUAUCUAUGUUUGGGAUCGACACAUGUCUUUGGAAUUGGGCCGACCUCUUUUGAUCGAAGAUGUGGAUUGCGACGUUGGCUUGCCGGCAGCAAUUGACGACCAUUAUAUACACGACACGGGCAUGAUGGUUCCAAAUGGUGUACCGCCUGUCACGAACUUCAUCAUACCGAUCAUCCAUGUUGUGCGCUGUAUCUCUCAACUAAUCACAACCCUAAAAUCGCCCAAGAUUUCCCCCUCAACGCUCGCGACCUUCGACACUCACUUCAAUUCUUGCAUGUCCGCUUUCCCACCUUCAUGCCAAUUGACCGCAAACGAGGCACUCGACCCAAGGAUGCUGGCGCCAAUUUGCCAUCUCAUGAACGCACGACUAGUCUUGCACAGACAUAACCUCACCACCUCCUGUCCCCUGGAAGUAAGGGGCGCUGCAGUCGAACAGUGUAUCAGAGCAGCACUAGACUCGACCACCCUCUUCGCCCGAGCAAUGGCCUCUUCAACCACCACAAACCCUUCCACGCCUCCCUUUGGGCCUACCGCCAAUGCCAUGACUUGCACCCACAUAUGGCGAUGUACUCUAUUCCUGCUCUUUGGUGGCCACUACGACGCAGCAUUAACCUGUAUCCGAGCCUCCUCAAGCAUCGCCACCCUUCGGGACGUGAAUGUAGCAUGCGGGCGCAAUAUUUCAUUCUUCCUCGGUGUCUUAAUCGAUAAGCGUCGAGCCGGGGGUGGGAAAGGCUAUCCCCGAGAAAUGGACGAGGAGCUUCUCGCCUACGUUUCUGGAGACGCACAAGCGUCUCCUGAGAAUAGUUGGGUCUGGAUGGGGAGCGAGACAGGGAUGAAUGUUGGCAUGCUACCAAAAUCCGUUCUAGCUGGCCCAAGUCCUACUUUACUGGGGGGGGGAAGGGAGGAGGGGACCGCGGUAUUAAGCGAUAGUGAAGCGCGGGAUUGGGGAGGUUGGGAACGCGUUGAGUAUCUCGUGGGCGUUUUGAUUAGGGAGCAAUCCGGGUACGGGAAUGUGAGAAGCUAUGGUCCGCCUCCUGGGAGUGACAUGGGAGCACGGGAUCAGAGGAAGGGGAUUGAGAGGAUGAGUAUCACGAAUAUCAUCUAG
Messenger RNA from Hymenoscyphus albidus, 2364 nucleotides. Lineage: Eukaryota; Fungi; Ascomycota; Leotiomycetes; Helotiales; Helotiaceae. The record is from the annotation of a GenBank genome assembly.